This is a messenger RNA of Coccinella septempunctata (seven-spotted ladybird), 2775 nucleotides long. RefSeq lists its product as uncharacterized. Lineage: Eukaryota; Metazoa; Arthropoda; Insecta; Coleoptera; Coccinellidae. Gene Ontology annotation, molecular function: nucleic acid binding. Gene Ontology annotation, biological process: DNA integration. The record is from RefSeq and is a predicted model, not a curated record. The transcript has a single exon. Bases 1 to 2775 code for a protein of 924 amino acids.
AUGGUGAAUAAUACCACCAAGUAUACCACUUUCCCUAAAAUAAAGGACAUCACCGUGAAACUAUCGAUCGAUCAUACGAUAAAGCCGGUCAAACAACCACUUAGAAGGAUUCCGAUUGCAGUUGAAGCGCAAGUGGAGGAAAAAUUGAAAGAAGCUCUCCAAAACGAUAUCAUCGAACACGUAACAGGACCAAGCGAAUGGAUAUCUCCCAUAGUCGUGAUUUUCAAACCUGGAGGAGACAUCCGAUUAUGCGUUGACAUGCGAAGAGCAAACCAGGCAAUACUGAGAGAGAACUACCCUUUACCGACGUUCGAGUCAUUCAUGACAAAAUUGAAGAACGCGAAACUCUUUUCAAAACUGGAUCUUGUCAGCGCUUACCACCAGCUAGAGUUACAUGAAGAAAGUCGAGCCAUUACCACAUUCAUUACCCACAAGGGAAUGUUCAGAUAUAAAAGACUCAUGUUCGGCGUAAACUCAGCGCCAGAGAUAUUCCAGCGAACCUUGGAGGGAAUCCUAUCCCCCUGUGAAAACUGCUUGAAUUAUUUAGAUGACAUCAUUGUAUUCGGCAGUACCGAAGAAGAACACGACCGAUGUUUGGCAAAUGUGCUCGACGUACUUCAUAAUCAUAAUAUCCUGCUUAACGACAAUAAAUGCUUGAAGAAAGUCAAAGAGGUGAAGUUCCUGGGGCACAAGCUGUCCGCUGAAGGUAUUGAUGCAGACGAUCGUAAAGUCGAAACGAUUAUAAAUUUCAGACCCCCUACGACAAAAGAAGAAGUGAGAAGCUUUUUAGGCCUGGUAACCUAUUUGGGAAAAUUUAUUCCGGACCUGGGAACCACUACGGAGUUCCUUCGACAACUGAUGAAACAUGAAGCAAAGUUCACGUGGACUGAAGCCCAUCAGACAUCCUUCAACAGACUGAAGAAUGCAUUAGCCAAACUCCCGACCCUAUCUUAUUUCGACCCAAACCUUCGUACACGAUUAGUUGCUGAUGCAAGUCCAGUGGCGUUAGGGGCGGUGCUGUUGCAAUUCGAUGAACAACAAUGCCCUCAUGUGAUCUCGUUCGCUAGCAAGAGCCUCUCUGACACGGAACGUAGAUACUCACAAACGGAAAAAGAGAGUCUGGCUCUUGUUUGGGGCGUAGAAAGAUUUUAUUUCUACCUGUCCGGAUUAGACUUUGAGCUGGUAACAGAUCAUAAGCCCCUCGAAGUAAUUUUCAAACCGACGUCCAAGCCCCCGGCUCGGAUCGAACGUUGGCUGUUGAGACUUCAGUCGUUCAAAUUUAAAAUAAUAUAUCAAUCGGGAAAAUCAAACAUCGCAGAUUCAGUGUCCAGGUUGUGUCAGAUAGCAAAAGAAGGAUCGUUCGACCAAGAUAGUGAUGGACAUAUUUUCACAAUAAUCGAAAAAAGCAUACCAAAAGCUUUGAGCAUUUCGGACAUCGUAACGGCCAGCAAGGAGGACGAUGAAAUUAGAGUGGCUGUUGGAAAAAUCAACCAGGAUUCUUGGGAAACAACAGAAAAGAACAUAUAUUUUCCGUUUCGUUGGGAACUGACAUCGUUAGGACCGAUGAUACUACGAGGGAACAAAAUCGUAAUUCCCCAGACCUUACGACAACGGACUCUCGAACUAGCGCACGAAGGCCAUCCGGGAGAGACCGUGAUGAAGCGAAGGCUGCGGGCCAAAGUAUGGUGGCCAGGAAUUGACAGAGAAACGGAAAAUUUUGUGAAACGAUGUAGGGACUGUCUGACGGUUGCACAGCCCAACAGACCUCCGUUUAUGUCCAGACACAAAUUCCCAGAAGGCCCAUGGCAGUACUUAGCUGUCGACCUCAUGGGACCAUUACCAAACCAAGAGAUGGUGUUCGUAGUAAUAGACUACUACUCCAGAUACCAGGAAAUAAAAUUCCUGAAGCAAACGACCUCUAUUAUAAUAAUCAAGCAUUUAACUGAAAUAUUUUCAAGAUUGGGUUUCCCAAAAUCUAUCCGAGCAGAUAAUGGGCGUCAAUUCGUUAGCCAGGAAUUCAAGACAUUCUGCAAAAAUAACAACAUCACCUUGAUGCAAACUCCCCCAUAUUGGCCGCAGGCGAAUGGAGAAGUGGAAAAUAUGAACAGGUCCAUCCUGAAACGGCUUCAGAUUGGUUAUUCAAAUGGAAUGGAUUUGCAGAACGAGUUACAUAAAUUUACGUUGAUGCAUAACGUCACACCACACGGCACAACAGGAAAGUCACCGUCGGAACUGAUGUUUGGUCGUAACAUCAAAGACAAAAUACCGUCAAUCACCGACAUAGAUGCAGAAAAUGUCAACGAAGAAGCGAGAGACAGUGAUAUUCUUAAAAAGCAAAAAGGGAAAGAGAAGGAAGACAUAGCAAGAAGGGCAAUUGAAGACAACAUACAAACAGGAGACAAGGUACUGGUAAAGAACAUGGUGGUAGCAAAUGAGCUAGUCCCAAGAUUUGACAAGAGAGAGUAUGAAGUGCUGAGACGGGAAGGUAACGAGUUAACCCUAAUUAGGGAUAGUAAAAUAGUUAAGCGCCAUGUUUCUCAUACCAAGAAAGUGUCGCAAGAAGAAUCACUCGAAAGACCGUCGACUAGGGAAGAAGAAUCUACAACAUCGGAAAGAGAUCAAGCGGAGGCCGACCAGGGUUCUCAAAACACAACCAUCGCAGACGCCAAUCCGCCAACCGGGCGCCCAAGUCAUCCCGAUCAAUCCAGGGUUGAGCCGUUGAAGCUAAUAAGGAAGGAGGGGUUGUGGAGACCGGCGAUUAGUCAUAAGCGAUGA